AUGCUCUUGCAGGAGCUUUGGCUUCACAAGCUCCAAUGGGAUGAACCACUGCCAUCCCAGCUCUCAUCACGGUGGCUCAUCAUCAGAAAAGAACUCACCAGCUUGCGCAAGAUCUCAAUACCUCGGUGGUAUAACACAUGGAGUUCAUCGACAGUGGAAUUUCACGGCUUUUCUGAUGCUUCUCAACUGGCAAUGGCUGCAGUCGUAUUUAUCACCGUCCACGGCUCAAAUGGUACCACGAUUUCAUUGGUGUGCUCCAAAACAAAGGUAGCACCGCUCAAGCGGCUCACCAUCCCGAGACUUGAACUCACCGCAGCGCUGCUGCUCUCAAGACUCAUGCAAUACGUUCAAGCCACAUUAAAGUUGAACGUCACAGCAACUCACCUGUGGACGGACUCUGUUGUGACACUCACGUGGAUCAAAUCUCAUGCAUCGCGCUGGAAGGAUUUUGUGAGAAAUCGGGUCUCUCAAAUUCAAGAGCUCACUGCGAACGCACAUUGGAAAUACGUACCAGGUACGUCCAACCCAGCCGACUGCGCCUCACGAGGAUUGAGUACUGCUCAACUCCAAAGCCACUCAUUAUGGUGGACGGGACCACCGUGGAUACUCACCCCUGAAGCUUGGCCAUCACAACCCGCGCUGUCGGACGAGUUGAGCGCUCAUGAGGCUCGUCCUGGCAUUGCGCUACAUGCGGCCGCAUCUCAACCGGACUAUCACUGGGACCUGAUAUAUAGAUUCAUAUCGCUUCUGGGAAAGCGCCGACGCAAAACUCUGGACUUACACUCAGCUUUGGAGGAGGCCAGAUUUUUCUGGAUUAAGGCUACUCAAGCGGCAUACUUCACGCACGAGAUCAAGAUGCUCACGGCCAACUCGAGACUACCAACUGCUCACGCAUUCAGCCGAUUGACUGCGUAUAUAGACGCUCAAGGGAUCAUCCGAGUUGGCGGCCGCCUCAACCAAUCAGCACUAGCUCAAGACAGCAAACAUCAGGCGAUUUUGCCUCGCCACUCCCAGCUCUCAACCUUGAUCAUUUCACACGCUCAUCUGCGUACUCUGCAUGGAGGAACUCAGCUGACAUUGGCUCAUGUCAGGCAAAGCUACUGGAUCAUCGGCGGACGGGCUCCGGAUUGCACCAGAUGGGAGUUCAACCCACCAGGCGCUCCACACAUGGGGGGCAAGUGGGAGGCGGUGGUGAAAUCCGUCAAGUUUCAUCUGAGACGGACUAUCGGUGAGACUCUACUCACAACGGAAGAACUUACAACGUUGCUUACGCAGAUCGAGGCCAUUCUCAACUCGCGGCCUUUAGAACCGUUGAGUGACGACCCUGAAGACGUCUCAGCGCUCACACCAG
Molecule: messenger RNA, 1351 nt
Organism: Temnothorax curvispinosus
Lineage: Eukaryota; Metazoa; Arthropoda; Insecta; Hymenoptera; Formicidae
Exons: 3
Molecular function (GO): nucleic acid binding
Source: RefSeq, a predicted model, not a curated record